AUGAUGUUUGAAGGCGACAUCCUGAAGCCUGCGUUAUUCCUGGGAGCGAUUACUGCAUGCUGCAAAAACGAGUUGUUGAUUGCGCUCGAGGCGAAUUUGACGUACAUCGCAACCGCCGGGGGCAUUGCAGGGGCUGGUCAAAUGGAGACGAUCGUCCGGUUCGAGAACCGAUACCUGUGGAGUGGGUUUAGCUAUAGUCGGGACCUCGUCUUCACAAUGGAUGAGCCGACAGCACAACAACUCAUCCAUCGAUGUAAAACCAUGAAGGAAGAAACGCCCCAUUUGGGCCUGCGAUCUAUUGAUGGUAUAUGUGUGUUGGAGUUUCUAGUGUCUUCGGAUGGAGGCUACCUAUCGUCCUGUACUAGGUACCAGGUCUCAAUUCUGGACGACCCGCCCGACUACCGGUUCCCGGAGCCACAUUUGCGGCGAGUUACGGCCGAGUGGGAACAAAGUAUGCACAAGUACAACUGGUUGAGUGCCGUGGCUUCCCUGUCUGCGGAAGUAACCCUCGUCCUUGAGGUGCACCGAGCAGGCUUGAACACGUUACGUCAGCAGUGUUCGACCACGGGGUCUUUGAUAAUGCUGUUGGAAUGCGUGGACCAAAUCUCGUCCGUUCGAUUGGAAUCGAAUAACACCCGUAUUUCAAUCGACAGCUUCCAAGCUCUGGCUAACCAGGUUGAGGAUGACGGAGCCGACGAAGUGGCUCACAGAUGGACUGUUAAACUCAAGGCAAAAGAGCUUUUGGCUGCCUUAAAGAUACUCAUAGAUCGCGCUGGCUCCAAGGACAAACUACUUCGGUCCUGGCUCGUUGACGGUCAAUACUUGCUUCUAUCUACUGACCUCGUCACCAACUUCGAUGAAGCACAGUUCUGCACCAUCAUCACCAGGCUCUGGGCAUGUGAACCGCCGCCAUGGGACGAAGUAGCUGACCCCUGA
Gregarina niphandrodes is the source of this 936-nucleotide messenger RNA. RefSeq lists its product as hypothetical. The coding region runs from base 1 to 936 and encodes 311 amino acids. NCBI's taxonomy places the organism in Eukaryota, Apicomplexa, Conoidasida, Eugregarinorida, Gregarinidae. The record is from RefSeq and is a predicted model, not a curated record. The transcript is spliced from 2 exons.